Molecule: messenger RNA, 2034 nt
Organism: Hydra vulgaris (swiftwater hydra)
Lineage: Eukaryota; Metazoa; Cnidaria; Hydrozoa; Anthoathecata; Hydridae
Product: translation factor GUF1 homolog, mitochondrial
Biological process (GO): positive regulation of translation
Cellular component (GO): mitochondrion
Molecular function (GO): mitochondrial ribosome binding; GTPase activity; GTP binding
Source: RefSeq, a predicted model, not a curated record
UUUCAUGGAAACAAAUAUCAUGAUAUUUAUGGUUAAAGAAUGAACAAAGUCAGCAUGAAAUGUAAUGAUGGUGUUCAAAAUGCAUUCACGUUUGCAAUGUUUACUAUGUUUCAAAAGUCACUUACUGUAUAGAUCAAGUUUUUACAAUGAACUUAAUUUUCAUCAAAGGUUUCUAUGUACUAAGGUUUUAUCAAUGCAUGAUUAUGUUGAUGACAAAAUUCGUAACUUCAGUAUCAUUGCACACAUUGAUCAUGGAAAAAGUACCUUGGCAGAUAGACUUCUUGAGUUUACUGGUACAAUUAAAAAGAGUGCUACAAAUAAGCAAGUGCUAGAUAAAUUGCAAGUUGAAAGAGAAAGAGGUAUAACUGUUAAAGCUCAGACAUCAUCUAUGUUCUAUAAUGUCACCAAAAGUAUAAGCUGUUUAUUUAACUUAAUUGAUACACCAGGUCAUGUUGAUUUUGGUUAUGAAGUUUCCAGAUCUCUUGCUGCUUGUCAAGGUGCUCUUCUAGUUGUAGAUGCUGCUCAAGGUGUCCAAGCUCAGACUGUUGCAAACUUCUUUAAAGCUAUAGAUGCAGGAUUGACUAUUGUACCAGUAAUUAAUAAAAUAGAUCUUGCCAGUGCCAAUGUUGCAAAUGUUUGUAAACAAAUGGAAUCUACUUUUGACGUGUUAUCUGAAGAGAUUAUCAAGGUAUCUGCUAAAGAAGGUAUUGGAAUUGAUAAACUACUUCAAGCUAUAUAUGAAAAAGUACCAAGCCCUAAAACUAGUGUUAAAGAAGAUUUAUCUUUAUUUUUGUUUGAUUCAUGGUAUGACGUGUACAGAGGAGUUAUCAAUUUAGUAACUGUAAAAAAUGGAAAGAUUUCAAAAGGUGAUAAACUACAAUCUGUUCAUAGUGGAGCAACAUUUGAAUGCCUUUCCCUUGGCAUCUUGCAUCCUGAUGAGUGUCCUGUAAAUACUUUGUAUGCAGGACAAGUUGGUUACAUUGUCACUGGAAUACGUGAUAUCAAUCAGACUUUAAUUGGUGAUACUUUCCAUCAUGUUGGGAAACCAGUGAAACCUACACCAGGUUUUAAGCAACCCACACCAAUGGUAUUUUCAGGAAUUUAUCCACCAGAUCAAGAUUCGUAUAUAGGUUUGAAAAAAGCAAUGGAAAAGUUAUGUCUUAAUGAUUCAAGUGUUUCAAUGUUUCCUGAUAAUAGUGCAGCACUAGGCCAAGGAUGGCGUGUAGGAUUCAUGGGUUUGUUACAUAUGGAUGUAUUUCGACAGAGACUUUUACAGGAAUAUAAUGCAGAUAUAAUUGUGACCACACCAAAUGUUCCUUAUCAAGCUACUUUAAAAACUCAAAGUUCAGAUGUCAGAAAAGAAAUUCGGAGCCCACAAGAAUUUGAAAAUCAAUCAAAAGUGAAUUGCUAUUUUGAGCCUGUUGUUAUUGGAACUCUAGUAUUUCCUGAACAAUAUUUAGGAAAGAUUAUUGAGCUUUGUGAGAACAAAAGAGGUCAACAGUUACUAUUAUCCUACAUUGAUGACUCCCGUGUUUUGUUAAAGUAUCGAUUACCUUUGAACGAAAUUGUUAUUGACUUCUUUGAUUUACUGAAAUCUGUAUCAUCAGGGUAUGCCAGUUUUGAUUAUGAAGAUGGUGGCUAUAUAGAAACAGACAUUGAAAAGAUGGAAAUUUGGUUGAAUGGAAAACCUGUUGAUGCUCUGAGUACAAUAGUACAUAAAACUAAAUGUCUAGCUUUGGGGAAGUCAUACUGCUUUAAGUUAAAAGAAACAAUUCCAAGACAGUUGUUUGAGGUGGUCAUACAAGCUGCUGUUCGUAACAAAGUUAUUGCAAGAGAAACUAUUCAACCUUUACGUAAGGAUGUAACAGCGAAAUGUUAUGGUGGUGAUAUUACACGAAAGCGAAAGUUGCUUGAACAACAAAAAGAAGGCAAAAAAAAGUUGAAACGUUUAGGAAAUGUUGACGUUCCUCAUAAUGUUUUUCUAUCGUUGUUAAAAUUGUAAAUUCUGUUUUAUGUUCUAUAAUGUAAGGAUUU